Uloborus diversus is the source of this 3190-nucleotide messenger RNA. RefSeq names its product WD repeat and coiled-coil-containing protein-like. NCBI's taxonomy places the organism in Eukaryota, Metazoa, Arthropoda, Arachnida, Araneae, Uloboridae. The record is from RefSeq and is a predicted model, not a curated record. Bases 10 to 1956 code for a protein of 648 amino acids. The transcript has 10 exons. Gene Ontology annotation, molecular function: kinase binding.
GACAAUAAUAUGGAUGUCGGCUGCUGGUUAUUGAAAACGACUUCUGCUAAUUUAUUAAAAAAUUGUGUGAAUCCUGUCUGGGGACUGCUUUAUACUGAUGGAGCAUCAAUAUUUCUUCUGCCGAUAUCAUCUGUUGAUGAUCAGAGUUAUUUACUUCCGAAGGUUUUGAAGCUUGAAAAUGUUGGAUUGAUUCAUGAUAUAAGCUGUAGCUCUUGUUACUUGGAUCGUUAUUAUGUUGCUGUACUUACAUCAUCAGAGGCUGGUUUAAAGAUCUCGGUUUAUGAAGCUAUUGAAUCGGAAACUAAUGGUUUAUUUUGUAAUGGAAAUGAAGCCUACAUAUGUGGAAAUCCUCUACCACAAGGUCAAGGUCUUGCUUGGCAUCCUCUCAGCAAUGUACUCUGCACAAUAUGCCAAAAUGAAGCAUUUAUAUUUAAUAAUGAUACGAAAAAGGGUGCGUUGGAAAAAAUAAAAAGUUUUUCUGGAACUGAAAGGUUUACUUCAUGUUGUUGGAAUUAUUCAGGUUCUUUGCUAAUAUUUGCCACUAAUUCUAAACUUCUGUUUUAUAACUUUACCUAUGACCCAACAGAUCCUUGUGAACCUGUUUUUUCUUUUGUGAUUGGCAGAGUUUGUAGUUUAGAAACUGUAGAUCAAACUCGCCUGCUUUGUGCCAUAGAACUGCCUUUGAGUGAUGUAAUGCGCCACCAAGUUGAAAAUAUAAGUCAUGACGCAUCAGCUCCUUCCAGUUUAGAACAUGUUACAAAUAAUUCAGCUACUUCUAAUUCUAUUGUGGCUACUUCUCAGUUGUUGCUUAUUGGUUAUAAUGCUAUUGAUGGAAAGCCAUAUAUAAUGGCCAAGAUCGAUAUUGAAGAAAUUUUAACUCCAAAUAUCAUGGUGUAUGAGAGCACAAAUGGCCUCUGUAUUGUUGCCAGUAGCUGUAGCUCUCGGAUUCAAUUUUUCUCUGUUGAAAAGAUACCAAUCACAAAAAUUGCUGAAAUGGUUUUAGAAAAAGGAAAGGUACCUAAAGGUAUUACAAUCAGUACCUUCAACCGUACAAAACUGUUAUGGUUGCUCAGUGGACAGUCCUGUGAAGAUUGCACUGCCUCCCUUGCUAUACCAGAUGAUGGAUAUAUUAGCUGCAACAUGACAUUUAGAGUUAUUGCACUGAAGUCACUUUUAGGUCCAGAGAAAAGAUUUAUAGUGCAAGAAAAAGAUUUCGCAAGUUGUUUCGACAGCCGGAGAAAUACUCUCAAGAAUCGAUUUUGUUCUGAAAGUCGUAUCAAGCUCCCUGAAAGAGUGAUGGUGCCUGAAAGCGUUCCUAUAAAAGCAGAAACUUCUCCAAAAAUUAUUUCAUCUAAAGCUAGCAAAUCCUCCAAUACUGAUGGUGUGACCAUCGAGCCUGUACCUAAAAAAGAAUUUUGUGAAAAAGCUGUAGAAGCAAAUUUAGAUAAAUUAGAAUCAUGUAAUGAAUUAGAAAAUGACGACAAAAGUGUCCUUAGCUACUAUUCUGCCGAAGAAAUUGUGAUGCCAAAAAAGGUGGUUGAGGUAAAUUCAUCAAGCAAUGAAGAUUAUUACAGUAUUGGUCAGUAUUCUUCAAUGAGAAGUGGAAGCACAUUACGGGCUAAUGCGGAAAGGAAAAUAUUCGACAUUGAGAGAUGCGUUUUAGACAUGUUUGAGAAGCACACGUUUGAGCUCAAUGAUAUAAAAGCUGAACUUAAAGAAUUGAAAAAAGUUGUUUCAGGGAUUUCUGCUAUGCAUUAUGGUACAUUGAGUUGCGCAAAUAGUCCUUCAAAUGCACAACUUAUAUGCCAUAUACAAGAAUUACAACACAGUGUUCAUGUUGUAGAAAAUAAAUUGGACAGCAUGACCAUGGAUAUCAAUUCCAGAAUGAAACAUCAAGAUCGAAAAUUAAGUGAAAUAAGAAAAGAAUUGAAUAUUCUGAUAUCUAAAAACUCUUAAGAGAUCAGAUUCUAUCUAGUCCUGAAUAUUUAAGCUCAAAACAUGUAAAUAAACUACUAAUCAGCACCAUAUCUCUUUCAUCAUUUAUGGAAAGAAAUAAAGAAAAGUAGAAUAUUUUACUAUAUAGAACUUUAUUCAGUAUUUUUAUUAUCAAAAUUAUUCAAAAGAUUUAUGAAAUGUAAAACAAGUUGCUUAAAUCCAUCCCAAAAGGCUAACGGCAAAGUGUCCAGUAGUGAAAAGAAGUGUCAGCAUUCCAAAAUGCAUAAACAUUCCCCUAUAGCGUUUCUCAGGAUCUAAAAAAUAGAAUAAUUUGUCACAUAACAAAUAUUUUAUAAUUUAUUAUGAAUGAAGUAAUCAAAAAUGUAGGAAAUUUAGCGUAGAAAUACUUGAUAAAACGUUUUCUGAGUGCUAAAUUGUGCCAAAUCAGAGUAUAAUAUUAAAAAUUACAUUUAUAGGCAUUAAUCAGAAAACUAUUUACAUUUGAGGAAUUGUGAAAUAAAUCAUACCUCCAGUUGAAUAACCUUUUGCAUAUGCUAUUCUUCCUAGAAGGUAAACAACUCCAGCACAAGCACUUAAUUUCUAUAAAAAUGCAAGCAUAAAAACACAUUUAUUAGCAUUUCAACGUUAGAUACAGUAUUCUUCAUUACAGAUUGAUGGAAAAUGAGAAUUUUUACUUACUGGAUAGGACAAACCACCACAGAGUAGUGUAAACAAAAAUUGUGGAUAGUUUUCCAGACUGAAAUUAGAAAUUUAGUUAAUUUUUCAUUAGAAUAUUUGAAUGGUAUAAAAGUUGGAAAUACUUACAAAUUUCCAUGUGCUCGUUGUAAACAGUUGAAAACAUUGUUAGUAUCACUGUACAUUAUAGGGUACUGGAAGAAAAACAAAAAUCAAAAUUUAUGAUUGAACUCUUUUUUUUCUUCUCAUGAAAUUUGAUCAGUUAAUUGAUUUAACUUCCUAAAAAUUGUUCAAAAAGUUGACUGCCUCAUAUUCAGUGAUUGUUUUCUAGUCAUAGAAAUUAUAAUGUUGAUAAAUAAAUAUAUAUAUACAUAUAUAUAUAUAUAUAUAUAUAAUGUAGAUACUUUGAAACCAUAAUAUAUUUUUCAAAUUUCAAAUUAGAGUAUCUAUCCAUUCCUUGUUAUGAAAAUAUAUAUGUCUAAUUUAUUGUUGUUUUAACUGUUUUGGCAGAAAUAUGUAAGGUCUUCAUGGAAAAUACUUUUGUAUUAUUACCAUUAUA